Messenger RNA from Elgaria multicarinata webbii, 1074 nucleotides. It is a transcript of the gene ARPC5L, whose product is annotated as actin related protein 2/3 complex subunit 5 like. The coding region runs from base 48 to 527 and encodes 159 amino acids. Gene Ontology annotation, molecular function: actin filament binding. Gene Ontology annotation, cellular component: Arp2/3 protein complex; actin cytoskeleton; cytoplasm. Gene Ontology annotation, biological process: regulation of actin filament polymerization; Arp2/3 complex-mediated actin nucleation; cell migration. Lineage: Eukaryota; Metazoa; Chordata; Lepidosauria; Squamata; Anguidae. The record is from RefSeq and is a predicted model, not a curated record. The transcript is spliced from 4 exons.
GCCUGAGGGGAGCUGCCGUCUGACUGACUCUCCGUCCCGGCGCGGCCAUGGCGCGGAGCUCGCUCUCCUCGCGCUUCCGCCGCCUCGACAUCGACCAGUUCGACGAGAACCGCUUCGUGGAGGAGCCCGACGGCGGCCCGGAGGCCGGGAGCGGGGCCGGCCCGGCGGAGAGCGAAGGUGGGCCCGGUCCGGAGGUGGAGGCGGCGCUGCGGCAAGGUGACAUGCUGAGGGCGUUCCGGGUAGCUUUACAGAAUUCUCCUGUUAACGCAAAGAACCCAGCAGCAAAGGAGCGGGCCCAGGAAGUGGCGCUGAAGGUGCUCACCUCUUUUAAAGGCAGCGAGAUCGAGCAGGCGGUGAACUCCUUAGAUAGCAACGGUAUUGACUUGUUAAUGAAGUACAUUUAUAAAGGAUUUGAAAAGCCAACGGAAAAUAGCAGUGCAAUACUACUUCAGUGGCACGAAAAGGCAUUAGCAGUAGGUGGCCUAGGAUCCAUAGUCAGAGUUCUUACCGCCCGAAAAACUGUUUAAAGGACCGUGUGCACUUGACUUGAGACACCCAAGAACUCUUGUGGAGCCAGGAGGAGGGCCGGGCCCCGCCGACACUUUGGUCCACCCUCCCAGGAGCCACGAUCGACUGAAGUACUGUUGGUUCGUGUUGGGGUGUGUGUGUGUGUGUGUGUCUCCUUCCAGGCUUGGAACAAAGCCCUUUUAACCACAGAUGUUGUGGGGGGGAACGUCUGCAUAAUCAUGUGUUCUGACUAUCAGAUCCAGGAGCUGCGAGGGGAAGUGGGGUGGUGGGGUGACGGGGUGUGUGUGCGUGUGCGUCCGUCUCCGGGACGGUUUGCUCUGGCCCAGUGUGUGCGGGGUGAGUGAGGCUUUAAUUUAAAAUUAACACAUGGUUGCAGGGGGAGGGGGGUUAGCUGUAAUGCCGGGAGCAAAACGAGAGCCUGGGUUCAGGGGUUUUCUUAUGCAAGAGGGCUUUUUGUACAUAGUUCAGAUUGCUGGGCUAGAGUUGGGUUUCAUGUAAAGUGCCUGCUGCUCUAUCAAAAUAAAGUUCUUGGAUGGUUAGAGUAAA